This is a messenger RNA of Equus quagga, 2997 nucleotides long. RefSeq names its product cytochrome P450 27C1. Bases 1 to 1590 code for a protein of 529 amino acids. Gene Ontology annotation, biological process: C21-steroid hormone biosynthetic process; cellular response to peptide hormone stimulus; cholesterol metabolic process. The record is from RefSeq and is a predicted model, not a curated record. Gene Ontology annotation, molecular function: heme binding; oxidoreductase activity, acting on paired donors, with incorporation or reduction of molecular oxygen; iron ion binding. The transcript is spliced from 9 exons. Gene Ontology annotation, cellular component: mitochondrial inner membrane. Lineage: Eukaryota; Metazoa; Chordata; Mammalia; Perissodactyla; Equidae.
AUGGCCCUGCUGGCGCGGCUGCUCAGAGCCCGGCCCAGCGCGCCGGCCCAGCGCGCAGGGCUCCCGGGCGGCGGGGCCCCGCGGCUGCCGGCGGGGGCGCGGGCCGAGGACAAAGGAGCGGGGCGGCCGGGGGCGCCGCCGAACGGGGGCCGCGCAGAGGGGCCCCGGAGCCUCGCCGCCAUGCCGGGGCCCCGGACUCUCAACAACCUGGUGGAGUUCUUCUGCAAGGACGGCUUCAGCCGCAUCCACGAGAUCCAGCAGAAGCACACACGGGAAUAUGGAAAAAUCUUCAAGUCUCACUUUGGUCCUCAGUUUGUAGUAUCUAUUGCAGACCGAGACAUGGUGGCUCAGGUGCUCCGGGCGGAGGGCGCUGCGCCCCAGAGAGCCAACAUGGGGUCCUGGCAGGAGUACCGAGACUUACGAGGGAGAUCCACCGGGCUCAUCUCGGCGGAGGGUGAACACUGGCUCAAGAUGAGAAGUGUAUUGAGACAAAGAAUUCUGAAGCCGAAAGAUGUGGCCAUUUUUUCAGGAGACAUCAACCAAGUAAUUGCUGAUUUAAUUAAAAGAAUCUACAUCCUCAAGAGCCAGGCAGAAGAUGGAGAAACUGUGACCAAUGUCAAUGACCUUUUCUUCAAAUAUUCAAUGGAAGGAGUGGCCACCAUCCUUUACGAGAGCCGCUUGGGCUGCCUGGAGAGCAGCGUCCCGCAGCCGACGCUGGACUACAUUGAGGCCCUGGGGCUCAUGUUCAGCAUGUUCAAGACAUCCAUGUACGCGGGCGCCAUCCCCAGGUGGCUCCGCCCGCUCGUCCCGAGACCCUGGCGGGAAUUCUGCAGGUCCUGGGAUGGACUCUUCAAAUUCAGCCAAAUUCACGUUGACAACAAGCUGAGGGACAUCCAGUGCCGAAUGGACCGAGGGGAGAGGGUGAGAGGGGGCCUGCUCACGGGCCUCGUCCUCGGCCAGGAGCUCUCGCGGGAGGAGAUCUACGCCAACAUGACGGAGAUGCUGCUGGCCGGCGUGGACACGACGGCCUUCACGUUGUCCUGGGCGGUGUACCUCCUUGCCAGGCACCCGCAAGUGCAGCAGACCGUGUACCGGCAGAUACUUAAAAAUUUGGGGGAAAGGCACGUCCCAACGGCCACAGAUGUCCCCAAAGUCCCGUUGGUCAGAGCUCUGCUUAAGGAAACCUUGAGGCUGUUUCCAGUGCUGCCCGGGAAUGGCCGGGUCACCCAGGAAGACCUGGUUGUCGGCGGGUAUCUGAUCCCCAAAGGCACCCAGCUGGCCCUUUGCCACUACGCCACCUCCUACGAGGACGAGAACUUCCCUCGGGCCAAGGAGUUCCGGCCCGAGCGCUGGCUGCGGAAGGGAGACCUGGACAGAGUUGACAACUUCGGGUCCAUCCCCUUCGGGCACGGGGUUCGGAGCUGCAUCGGGCGCAGGAUUGCGGAGCUGGAGAUCCACCUCGCCCUGAUCCAGUUGCUUCAACAUUUUGAGAUCAAAACAUCUUCUUGGACUAAAGCUGUUCCUGCAAGAACCCAUGGGCUUCUGACGCCAGGGGAGCCCAUCCACGUGUGCUUCGUUAACAGAAAGUGAGCCUGGAGUUUUAAACCCAGCCGGUGGACUGACACGCCCUGGGUGCUCGUGUGUCACUGAGCGCGACGGCGGAGGAAGGUGAUUGUGCUUAGAGGCUGUCUCGGUUCUGAACUGGCCUCCCGAGUUCUGGGAGACUUGCAAAUCUUCACACAAAGUAGUGUGAAAAGAUGGUUGUUUUACUUCUGCAUACCAGAGUUGCCUUUCCUUUGGGGCAAGAGCUGUUAAGAACCAGUGGCGCUGAAUUCUCGUGCCUCAUAUGUUGUCUUCCCCUUGCCCCAUGCUCCACGUUCCGUGGCCAGUGGUCUGUGCGCCUGUGCGAGGCAGCGUGGCUUUCCUGGUAAAUUCAGUGGCGACUCCGUGUUCUCUAACGCUGCCCCGGGACGCCAGGCUCGGAGGCGGUUUCAACUUCCUGGUCCUCACUGCAGACGGGACAUCAAGGAAGCCUCUGUAAUGCUGUAACCACGGAAGCGUCACCGCCGACGGCACUGUCCUGAGCCCCAGGUGGAGCUCCUGCAGCCGGGCUCACGGUUCAAGGGGCAGAUUCUUGUUUUUCUCUCCAGACUUGUACUUUCUUUUCUAGUCAUAACUUCUAAAGAAGUUUAAUAUUAGUUUUUGCCUUUCAGGCCACUUGCUGGUCACUAAUAAGAAAAAACACGAUUUUAUGACGUUCCCUCAGCACCAUCAGGCUUGAAACCUAUUGUUCCAAAUCCCAUAAUUCUUUUUACACAAUCCUUACCCAAAAACCACUUUCCUACUAAUAUAUACCAUAAAUCUGUUUUCUCCUCUGUAGUCAUUCUGCAAAGUAAACCUUAAAUAAAAUGAAAUAAUAUCCAUUUCACAUACCGUUUGUGUUAAAGUAUAUGACAAUGUUGAAAUCUGUAUGUAAUGACAGACUGACUCUAGUGUGAGUGCUGUGAAAAUAUGUGCAGUUAAAUAUGAAGUUCUGUCAUUAACAGACAAAAUGUUGGAUCGCUUUGAGGUGGCAGUCUGUACAUUAACUUUUCUAACUCGGUACCAUUUUCUUCUGUCUGAGACUGAAAUGAAAAUACAUUGAUACUAAUUAAGCAACUUGAAAUGACCUCUUCUUCUACAGCAUGACCCUCUAGUGAGGUACAGCCUGCCCAGUGGGGUGCGGGGCAGAGCGCUGAAGUGCAGGUCAGGGGGCCCCCUGCACCCACCAUUCAGACACAAGGAGCUGCCUGGCGGGGUCGACGGGAAGUACAUGGCGCCACCUGCAGUAUUCUUACCAAAGGACUUGAAGCUGAAUUGGAAGGCUCUAGCUCCACUGCCAGUUUAUAGGAAACGCAGGUGUACAGGGACGUGUUAGAACUCCGUGUGGAUGCAAUCAGCAAAAUCCAGAAUACAGUGAAGUCUGCAGGACACGGUUCUUUUUCAAGAAAUAAGUGA